GAGUGGACAUCAUGGCUAGCGCCGCCACCUCUUCCUCGGAAGUUUAACCUUUUAGAGGGCUGGAAAAUCAAUAUUUUGGCUCACCAGGUGGACUUGCAACCUCGUGAGAAUGCGGGACCGGCUUUCGUGGUACAUGGUCUUCCUGAUUCUGCCGACAAUUUUACUGGCUCGGUCCCUCGAUAAAGAUCGACGUAUACCUUACAGUAUACCUUCGGAUUGGAGGGCACUUUGGUACAGUAAUCUCGACGAGCUACAAAGAGUCAAUGAAGCGAACGACAACAACACUGUUUCGAACGAAACAGUGCAGCUGGGUGGCACCGCCUUCUUGCACUGCGAGGUUCGCAAUUUGGGAGAGAGAACUGUCUCGGAUGCUGAGAUAUCUUGGAUCCGACGGCGCGACUGGCACGUUCUGACGAGCUCCAUGUUCACAUACACGAACGACGAGCGGUUUCAAGUGCUACAUCCGGAAGGCUCAAAUGUCUGGACACUUCAAAUCAAAUACGUUCAAGAGAGGGACAAUGGGACUUACGAAUGUCAGAUUUCAAGGAGUACGGGAAUAGUCUCGCAUUUCGUCAAUCUAAACAUAGUGAUACCAGAAGCAUUUAUAUUAGGAAGCGGUGAACAUCACGUCGACGUAGGAUCUAUCAUAAGUCUCGUAUGCAUAAUAGAAAAGAGUCCGACGCCACCGCAGUACGUGUUCUGGUAUCACAAUAGCCGGAUGAUAAACUACGACACUGCACGUGGUAGCGUCACUGUACAAACCGAUCCAGGACCAACCCAGAGCCGGCUCACCAUUCGCCAAGCGAUCGAAACGGACACGGGCAAUUACACGUGCAGUGCUUCCAACACUAAGCCUGCAUCGAUCUAUGUCUUCGUCACCGAAGGCGAUAAAAUGGCAGCGAUUCUUCGCCGGAAAACAUCAGGUGUGAAGAGGACGGCAGAAAGUUUGGUGCUAAUUCUCAUAUUAAGCAGCGCCAUUUUAGUGCGAUAAACGUUUCAUUCAAAUGUCCAUAAUUAUCAUCAUUUCUUUUAUGUGAUAGGUAGGUAUUUCACAACUACGAUCUUUUUUCACAUCGAGGUCAAAAGCAAUUGGACUGCACACUUUUCACAAAAAAAAUUUUACGAUUAUUCAAGUGUCUAUUCCGAGUGAUUAUACGCGACCCAGAUUGUGUAAAUAUUGUUAAUUGUAUAAUUACUCGGUAAAUGAGCGAUACUUAUCGAGAUGAGAUUUGGCAUUUUUAUCUCUGUGUUAAUGAAAGGUAAUUUGAAUAGUAUAAUUUUUCCUCUUUUAAUAAAAAUAUAUAAUACUGCAAUUAAAACACGGAAAUCGUUACGUGUUCUUAUUGUGAACUCGUUUUAAUCGGAUCUUUUAAUUGGCGAGCCAAUUCGAAAUUAAUGCAUGGCUUACCAAAUCCAUAUAUAACCUUUAUUGUAUAGUAAUAAUUUUUUAUAAUUAUUAAUCAAUUAUUUAAAAUA
Molecule: messenger RNA, 1476 nt
Organism: Belonocnema kinseyi
Lineage: Eukaryota; Metazoa; Arthropoda; Insecta; Hymenoptera; Cynipidae
Gene: dpr12
Product: zwei Ig domain protein zig-8
Exons: 7
Coding region: 110-991 (293 amino acids)
Biological process (GO): synapse organization
Cellular component (GO): neuron projection membrane
Source: RefSeq, a predicted model, not a curated record